This is a messenger RNA of Rosa chinensis, 772 nucleotides long. RefSeq lists its product as uncharacterized. The record is from RefSeq and is a predicted model, not a curated record. The transcript is spliced from 2 exons. Bases 106 to 702 code for a protein of 198 amino acids. NCBI's taxonomy places the organism in Eukaryota, Viridiplantae, Streptophyta, Magnoliopsida, Rosales, Rosaceae.
AUUCUAAAAGCUCAAUCUUGCAUAUGAAUUUUCUUUGAAGCCAUAGCAUCCAUAAGUUUCUUCAUCUUCUUCUUCUUCAUAAGUUCUAAUAGCGGCCAUAUAUUCAUGGGUGAAGGUACUGGAAAACAAAUGGUUGAGGGUGCAUACUCGAUCAGCCAAUAUGAUAACUACGCGAAAAGGGAAGAUAGUUGGGAGAUCGUGGAAGGAGAUGACGACCAUGAUCGUGCUGAUAUGUCCGACACCACUUCGACGACAUCGAAUCGAUCUACAUAUUCAUCAGACUUUGUGGAUGAUGCAUCUUCAUCGGCAUCGUCCUCGUGUUCUUCUUCCUUGCGUUCUGGUGGAUCUCUGUACGACUUUUCAGAUCUCAUGGCCCAGUUGCCCAUCAAGAGAGGGCUUUCUAAGUAUUUUCAAGGCAAGAGUCAGUCUUUUACAUUUUUAUCAAAAGUGAAUAGUAUUGAAGAUCUUGCAAAGAAAGAGACUCCGUAUCAGAGAUCAAAAGCACUAAAAUCAUGCAAGAGCUAUGGUGGUGGCUUAGGUACCCAAAGAUCAUACACUCUAAUUCCUAAGGCCACCAUAUCUAAAGUCAAGAAGGCCUCGAGAGGUCCCUUGUCAUCUGCAUCUCUUUCCAGUAGAAGAGGCACCUCUUUAGGUAUUAUUAACAAUAAUGUCCCUACAGUUUCUGUAACGAAGAAAGUUUAACGUACGUACCCAGCAUAUACAUUUAAUACGAAAUCUUUGUUGAAACUUGAGAACACGUUUUUAUUCUUCA